Rattus rattus (black rat) is the source of this 2242-nucleotide messenger RNA. It is a transcript of the gene Vma22, whose product is annotated as coiled-coil domain containing 115. Gene Ontology annotation, biological process: vacuolar proton-transporting V-type ATPase complex assembly. The record is from RefSeq and is a predicted model, not a curated record. The transcript has 5 exons. The coding region runs from base 452 to 994 and encodes 180 amino acids. Gene Ontology annotation, cellular component: extrinsic component of endoplasmic reticulum membrane. NCBI's taxonomy places the organism in Eukaryota, Metazoa, Chordata, Mammalia, Rodentia, Muridae.
UGCCGUGCAGCUUGCCCCAUCUUAAAAUGGCGAAUGGCGUCGCAAGGUGAUUGGUCAGACGGACAACCAAUCAAUUACCCGAAUUUGGGAUGUCAUGUGGUCUAAGGCCGCCCUGAUAAAUAAGUCCGUCCGUGGCUUCACCAACGCUUGAGCCAGUCAGGCAGUAGGCUAAGAAAAAGUAAGAGUGGGAACUGCGUGGAUGGCUUCCUGGACUCGACUUUUCAUAGCCAUCUGAUUCGAGAAGUGUUCCGCUCCAGAAGCUAACCCUCAUGCAGGCCGUUGACACGGGUCACCCGGAAGUUGAAACCUUUGACUUCCGGGCCACGAUUAGGAACGCCUCCUAAGGGCGGAUCUCGAGCGUUGAUUGGCUGUCAUGCACAUGGGCUCACAGUGAUUAGAGGGCUCGGAAGGAAGUGGCUCUGCCCCUCCGCGUCCCAAGACUACCUGGACCAUGGAGGUCCAGGCCCUGCGAGAGGAAUUGGACUCAAAGUGCCUACAGCUGCUUAGUGACCUGGAGGAACUGGAGGCGAAGAGGGCCGCACUGAACGCCCGGGUGGAGGAGGGUUGGCUUUCACUUGCCAAGGCUCGCUAUGCCAUGGGAGCCAAGUCGGUAGGGCCCCUGCAGUAUGCCUCGCGUAUGGAGCCUCAGGUCUGCGUGCGCGCCAGCGAGGCCCAGGAUGGACCCCAGACCUUCAGAGUGAUCAAAGCUAACGCCCAGAUCCCCGAGGAAGUGGGGCCUAGCGAAGCAUCUCUGCGCAGGCGCAAGGGCCCUACCAAGACCAAAGAGUCAGGAUCCUCUGUAGUUCCUCAAGAUCCCUUGAACUGGUUUGGAAUCUUGGUUCCUCAUAGUCUGCGGCAGGCCCAAGCCAGCUUCCGGGAUGGCCUACAGCUGGCUGCAGAUAUAGCCAGCCUCCAGACUCGCAUCAACUGGGGUCGAAGUCAGCUCCGAGGCCUCCAGAGAAAACUGAAGGAGUUGGACCCUGGGCCCGCCUGACCUGCAUCUACUUUUCGAGGCAUUGAGCAUAGCUGAUGUGGAUGCUACUGCCUUGUCUCAGGCCUUCUUUCAUAAACAGCCCCUGUCUUAGCUGAUGCCCCUCCUAGAUAUGUCCUUAGCCUGCACUGUUUCCAGCUUUUCGAGGCCUGAGGUUGAGUUAUGAAGUUUGAUGAAGCAAGCUACACAGUGUUGAGAGCAACUUGUUGUAGGCCCAUGGUCUCAAAUGGCCUUCCUCCCUGUGGCAAGACAGUGACCUCGUGAAUAACCUUGCAUCAGCCAGCUGGGAUAAUGAAAUGCAGGAAUGACAACUGGGAGGAAAGGGAGUCAAGCAGGACAAUUCCAGUCAGUAAACAUACCUCUGGCUGGGCAUGCUAGUGCAUACCAGUGAAAGACCCUCAGAUUGAGGAGACCCUCACUCCAAUCCUGAGGAUGCACACCACCCCACGAACACACGGGACUCACAUCUUGAUGCAAAAGCAAGAGGUUUACUCGGGAUACCAGUGCACCGGGGCUCGACACGGUCCUCACGCAGGAGGGAAGUGAAGAGCCCCGAACAGCAGAACCACACAGUUUAUAUAGGCAGUGCAAGUGAGAGGUAAAAUAAGAUCACAGCUAUUUUAGCACUAAAGGUGUCUGACUUGGCAGAUGUUUCCCGCCCUGCAGUUCUGAGAACAGGACAAUCUAUACCCUCUGUUUUUGUGGUCGGCUGACUUCCUGGGAAGUGGGUGGAAACAUGCUUUCUGUACUUUCUGGUCUAACGUCUAGGGGCUAAGCAGAGGCCAACUUAAAAUAUUUCACUCUUAAGAGAUGGCUGUACUGAUGUCAGGUGGGGAUCUUUCACCUGCAGUCGCAACAGCAGGAGGAUCACUUAAGACCUGGAAUGACAGACUAGCCUGGGCAAUGCACACACACACCCACCCACACACCCACACACCCACAAUAGCUCCAGGAAGUAUUGCUUCUGCAUAAAAGGUGGAGAUCAAGGAGACCUUUCUGAUUGCGUCAGCUUGUAGAAGUGAGACCCAGCCUCUUUUGCUGACUGUGUAUUCCCUCAUCUGGGAACCGUGUCCUGCUUCACUUUUUUUCUGAGCUAACUUUCCAGUUGGGGAGGGGAAUAUAAUUUUUUGUGGGGUGUAAAUAUUUCUUCCUAAUUUGUUAAUUUUGCUUAUAUUGGUUUUUCUACUUAUGAAUUAUAAAACACAAACUUGUACAGAAAAAAUUGAAUAAAGUGAAAGCUACAGUAACUCA